AUGAACCGAGACCACUCUUAUGUGAGAAUUAGAUCUGCUAUAAGAAAACUAUCACAACCAGUUAAGAAUACUAUCAAUGAAUCUCAAAGAAUAAAAAUAUAUUCAAAUGAAGAUAAAAAGGAAAUCAAAAAAAUUAGCGAGUAUACCACUGAGGGCGCAUUAGCAAGUGUUAAAUCCGAAAGAAAUCUCGACGCACUUUUAAAAAAAUCGUAUACUCCCAGUUUAUCUCCAGACUGCAUAAGUAGUUUUGAGAAAACAAAUUUUUCAGUUUCAAAUUCGAAAACUUUUAAAACGCUUGUUUCAAUAAAAGAGCCAAAUUAUAAAAGCCAAGAAAAUUUACUACUCAUCACUCAAAAUCCAAUAUCAAAGAAAGAAGAUCUUGAUUUCAAUCGCAUAGAUAAGGUUUUUGGGGAAAGAAAGCAGCGAAGAACUGCUAGAGUCAGUACUUUGAAGCUAAAUGUAAGAACGCUAAAAAACCUUUACUCCCCCCCCCCCUCCGUGAGCGAACAAAAAAAUUUUGUUCGCUCACGGAGGGGGGUUAAUUUUUUUUUUUAAAAAAAAUUUAUAUAUAAAUUUUAUAAAAAAUAUUUUUUUCGAAAUUUAAAACAAUCCUAAUUUGCAAAAAUUGGGAAGCAAAUAUUAAUUUAAUUUGCAAAAUUUAUGUUUUAAAACGCAAUUUGUUUAAAAUUAAACAGAAUUAGCUCUAGAUUUCAUUAUACUAAUUAUCACUUAUAUAUCAAAAUUUUUUUCCAUUAAAAUUUUUUUCUAUUAAAAAAAUUUUUGUUCACUCACGGAGGGUGGGUUUUUGGUCAAAAAAUGGCGAUUUUUCUAAUGGUUUUGUUCGCUCACGGAGGGGGGGGGGGGAGUUAGAUAAGAUUGAAGAGGAUGAAUUUACUGGAUCAGAAAACACAUUUUUCAAGACUCCUCCGAAUAAAAUCGUAGAUGAAAGCAGAGAAUCAAAAAACUCAAAUGAAAAAAUUUUUAAAAAGAAAAUAGUUAAAGCAUUCGUAAUAGACACAAAUAAGGAACAAAUUAAAAUUCAGCCACAAGAAGAAAAGCCUGAAAGAUUUAACUGAAUUAAUGAAGCAAAAAACUUAACAGAUGUUAGAAUCAAAAUAAGAGGAAAUAUUAUAAAUCAUUCACAAGAAAGAUCCUCAGCGCAGAAAAAACAAAAGAACUCUGAAGAUAUAAAAUCUCAAAGUGAAAAGAAGCAAAAUAGCAGAUGGGUUUGGAAAGGAGCUAAUGGCGUCUUCACUAAAUAA
Blepharisma stoltei is the source of this 1262-nucleotide messenger RNA. The record is from the annotation of a GenBank genome assembly. Lineage: Eukaryota; Ciliophora; Heterotrichea; Heterotrichida; Blepharismidae.